Messenger RNA from Olea europaea var. sylvestris, 1185 nucleotides. Its product is annotated as vacuolar protein sorting-associated protein 22 homolog 1. Gene Ontology annotation, biological process: protein transport to vacuole involved in ubiquitin-dependent protein catabolic process via the multivesicular body sorting pathway. Gene Ontology annotation, cellular component: ESCRT II complex. NCBI's taxonomy places the organism in Eukaryota, Viridiplantae, Streptophyta, Magnoliopsida, Lamiales, Oleaceae. The transcript is spliced from 8 exons. The record is from RefSeq and is a predicted model, not a curated record. The coding region runs from base 240 to 992 and encodes 250 amino acids.
CCCAACCCAUACUUGUUCUUAUUCAUGGAGCAAAGGACGAGCGGUUAAGGUUUUCUUCCUCGGUAUUACACUAAAAAUUGGGAAAAUUCGUUGUGAAGGAGGGGCAAAAGGCUAGACAUAUUCAUCACUCCUUGGCACCGUUGCAGUGAUUUCUACUCAACUUCUUCACCAAACUUUGGAGGUCUGGUCCUGAUUGUGGAACAAUUCGAUUCAAGAAAUACUGAAAUCAGAAUUAAAGAAUGAGGCGAAGACCUGGAAUUGGAGGUCUACAGAAUGCCGCCGCGGCUAGAGAUCAAUAUCGUUUGCUGGGAGAAAAUGUGGCGAAGUUGCGAACUGAUGUCAUGACAGAACAGCUUUCGACUUUUCGCUCUCAGCUGGAAGAUUUUGCUCGCAAACACAAGAAUGAUAUACGCAAGAAUCCUGCAUUCAGGGCACAGUUCCAUGAGAUGUGUGCAAAAGUAGGUGUGGACCCGCUGGCCUCGAAUAAAGGUUUUUGGGCUGAGCUACUGGGGAUUGGUGACUUCUAUUAUGAACUUGGAGUGCAAAUUGUUGACAUUUGCUUGGCUACUAGACCUCACAAUGGUGGCCUAAUUAGCUUAGAAGAUCUCUGUAGACUUCUUGGUCAAAGGAGGAAGGGUGCUCGUGAAGCUAUUUCUGAGGAUGAUUGCUUGCGUGCGAUAAGUAAGCUAAAGGUACUAGGUAAUGGAUUUGAGGUGAUUUCUGUUGGAAAGAAGAAGCUUGUUCGGUCUGUUCCUACGGAAUUGAACAAGGACCAUAAUGAAAUUUUGGAGCUGGCUCAGGGCCAAGGCUUUGUGACGGUUGAUGAGGUACAGAAACGAUUCUCUUGGUCUUCUGGUCGUGCAACUGAUGCUCUUGAAACUUUAUUAGAAGAAGGACUUGCAAUGAUUGAUGAUGGCCAUAGAGACGGCAGACGUCGAUAUUGGUUUCCGUGUGUAUCUAAUGUCUCCUCUUAUGCAGGUGACACGCUCUGAGGAUUCCUGUCUGAAUUUUUUUUACCCUUUUUUUGCAAGAAAAUGUAUGUGAGGAUGUCCCGACAUUCUGGAAAAUGGAUUUGGAUUAUGUGAAGUGUCGGUGUGAAAAUUCCUCUUUUUCCUUGUUUCUUCUGUAGAAUGGUGCGUGUUCGUCUACUUGUAUGAAAUGUAGUUUUCUACUUGAUUCAGUGCA